Molecule: messenger RNA, 3299 nt
Organism: Cajanus cajan (pigeon pea)
Lineage: Eukaryota; Viridiplantae; Streptophyta; Magnoliopsida; Fabales; Fabaceae
Source: RefSeq, a predicted model, not a curated record
GCUCCAUCCCCGUCCCUGAGGAAAUUCAAAAUUGAAAAAGAGCGCGUCCUUGCCGGCGCUGCUUCAGAAGUUCAUCGCUCGCAUCAGAUUCAGAUUGCUCAUUGCUGUGCUUUCUUUCUCAACAACACCAGGAGGAGAAAAUAAUGGACAGUGUCUAUGCCGAGUUAGACGAUGCCAAAGCAGAGGUGGAGAAGCUCAAGGCUGAAAUUCGACUCAAAACGCAACUCUUCGAGGGUUUGAAGAAAGAUCGCGCUCAGGAUUUUCUCAAAUUUCAAGAAACUAGGCAGCGGAUCCAGGAACAGGCGCGUGAGCUCGAUCUCAAGUCUGAUGAGGUUCACGAACUGAAGAAAGUUCUUGAAGAUUUGAAGUCUAGUUUGCAUGAAAAGGAAACGCACAUUGAACAUUUGGGUUCGGAGAAUAAAAGGAUCCAAGCGAGUUCUGCUGAUAGGUUGCUCAAAUUGGAGGAGAGCAACAGAGGGUUGGUGUUGGCUUUAGAUGAAUUGAGAGCAAGGCAUGAUUCUCUGGAGCAGAGUUCUUGUGCCAGCAGUAAGGAGAUUUCGGGGCUUAGGGCACUUCUGUUGGCUACAGAGAAGAAGUGUUCAGAAGCAGAAGAAAAAGCUCAGCAAGCUAUGGUGCUGAAACGAAGAGAUGAUGUGAUAUUGCAACUGGAGGAAGAGAAUAUCAGUGUGAAGCAUAAGAUUAAAUGGAGGAAUGAACAGUUUAAGCAUCUUGAAGAGGCUCAUGAGAAUCUUCAAGCUGAGUUCCGAUUGAGCAAGGAGGAGUGGGACAAGGAGAGAUCUGUGUUUCUUGAGGAAAUUUCUUCCUUGCAGAUUAGCUUGGAUUCUCAAACAAGAAAUGUAGAGGGUCUUCAAUCGCGUUUGGAGAUGUGUAACCAUGCAUUGGCUCACGAAGAGAGCAAGAGGAAACUCCUCGAGACUGAAAUUUCGGAAUUCAAGGCUAGCUUUGAGAAUGUUUAUAGUCAAUGUGAGGAGAAGAAGUCAGAGAUACAAGAAUUGACAAUUCUAAGAAAUGACGAGAUAGCGCGGCUGAGAAACUCACUAGGAGACAAAGAGAUGGAGGUGAGAGAACUGAAACGUAAAAUUGUUCAACUUGAACAAGAUAAUAAGGAAUUUGGGGAUUCACUUAAAGAACUUAGGGAAGCUCAGAUCAAUAAUUGUGGAGCAAAUUCUUUGACAUCAAAGCUCCGCAACAAGCUUAGACGGUUGGAAGUGGCGCAUAAAAGCUGUGCCUCAAUGUUCAAGUCUAAAGAAUCUCAAUGGAGUGAUCAAGCGGCAAAGAUGGAAGCAGAUAUUGCUACUUAUAAGUCUGCACUGAUCAAUAAAGAACAAGAAAUAAGGAAGCUUCAGACCGAAUUAGACAAUUGUUAUUAUGUCAUUGAAGAGGAUCAAAUGGGACUCUUGAUCUUUAAAUCAGAACUUGCUGAGGCUCACUCCAAACCGUUUAGUGCAGACCCUGAUAAAGCUUUUGGUAUCAAAGAGAACGAAAAUAUAGUUCGAAUUUGUACAGAACAAUUGAGAGUGAAAGACAGUUCUCUAAAAACUAUGGCACGACAACAUUCUCAGUUGGAGGAAGAACUUGAACAACAAAAGAAAAAGCUUGAGGAAUCAUCUGAGGCUCAACUCAUCUUGAAAGAGCAACUAUUGCAAAUGGAAUACACCCUACAGUAUGAAAGAAGUGCUGUGUCUGAGGCUCUAGAAAGGCUGGAACUUGAAAUAUCCAGUAAAAAUUAUGUAAUAUCUCGAUUAGAGUGUGAAGUGCAGAAUUGGAAGUCUACUGCUGAAGCCCUUGAAGUUUCCUAUGAAGAAAUUCAAGGAACUAGUAAAAAAAUGGAAACUUCUGUUCUAUCUCAUAUUGAGAAUGAGCAAGCCCUUAAGCAGGCCAAUGAAAACCUUCUCUGUAUUGUAAAGGAUCAGGAGAGAAAAACUGAAGACCUUCUGCUGCAGAUCACUUCAUUGGAAAUGUGCAAUGCAGAGAAAAUGAAGGAAGCAGAAAGAUAUAAGCAAGAGAAAGAGGGUCUUAUCCAAAUUGUAGAGCAGAAGGAUUGUUGCAUAAAAGAUCUUCAAAAAAAUAUAGCCAUUGUCUGCUUGAAGCAAGAAUCCAUGGAAAAAGAACUAAAAGAUGCAAUUCAUGCACAGCUGGAUGCAGAGAAGGCUCUCAAGCACGAGAAAGAGAUUCUUUUGAAGAUUAAAGACGAGAAAGAUCGAACUAUAAAGCAAUUCCAGGAGCUAGCUACUGCAUCAGAACAGGAUUUGUUGGACGCAUUGUGUUUUUCUUUCUCAAAACAAGUAGAAAAGUGGGUUGAGGUCAGUGUGCUUAGUGACGCCUUGAGAUAUGCGGAAUACGUGGCAAAACUAGAAAUUGAAGAAAAGAACACGAGAAUAGUGAAAUCAGAAGAAUCACUCUUCCAUUUAAAACAAGAAGCAAAGCAGCUUCAAGCAUCAUUGGAAGUCAUGAAGUUUGAAAAUGAAAAAUUGACGGAUAAACAGCAGACCAUGGAAUACAUAAUAUCGGAGCUCAAGUUUGAGAAUGGUAAUUUGCUCCAAGACAUCAUGAACUUAUCGACAAAAAGGGAAGAUAUGUUGUCACAUUUUGAAGGCAUUCUUGGAAGAAUUGGAGAGUUGUCUAGUGAGGAUAUACCAUUGAUGGAGAUGCUGGAGAAUAUGUUGAAUACUUCUGUAGAUGAAAUUGAAAUAGCAAUGGGUUCAGUAGUUUGCGAAAAGCCACAUGAUUCUGCUAGAGAUGGUGCAAAUGGUCUUUUUCGUCCCACCAUGAAAAAAACAGAAGAAAAUUUUGAUGGACGAUCGCCACUUAGAGAGGUUAAUGGUUUGCAUAUGUAGACCAGAAAAGGAGUCUGUGAUCUUGCUGUCGAAAAUGCCAAUAAGGUGUUGGCCAUUUCACAAGCAAGCUGGAACUCAAACAUCUCACAUCCGUAUUAGCAAAUGAAAGAUACUGCGAUAUUGGACAUGUAUUCUAUUGUUUCAUUAAUUGCCACACGUUUCUUUCCGAGAGGUUUGGAUUAGAUUAGUGAGCAAAAGUGCAAAACUAUUUACGAGUGUUGAAAAAAUUCUUUCUGAUUCUUCAGCCACGCAGUCAAGUCUAUUUAAAUGAUUGAAUUCUGUGAGGAAAUCUAUCCAGAAGUUGCAUUGAUAUUUCAGCACAACGUACAAAACAAAUGUCACAUAUUUCGGUGAUUGCAGAGCCCCCCUCCCCCCAACCAACUGAGAAAUGAUAAGAAAGGCAUGAGUUAGAUUAGUGCUGUAUAACAGCAUAAAGACAGA